GCCCUUUUUGUGACGUAGGCGGGACUGCGGGGCAGAAGCCUCGCUCUCCUCUCCUCUGGAUCCGUCUCUCAUUAGUACUUCUUCCAUCUCUCUCAACUGCUGACUACCUGUGUCUACCUUCGGUAUCCAUCUUCUCAUGUCAUAGGAAUUGACAUUGUGUUGAAAAUGCAGGAGCUUUUGGAAAGCAAGAGGACUAAUGAAGAAUACACAGGGAAAUCCUUGAAGCUUACAAGCUGAAAGUGAGAUUCAUAAGAAAAAGAUUCAUAACUUAGUUAACAAAGCAGAGAAUCAUAGAGUUGAAAGAGACCAUCAAGGGCCAUCAAAUCCAACACAAACCCCCUACAGAUAGCCAUCCAACCUCUGCUUUAAAAACCUCCAAAGAAGGGGACUGCAUCACACUUGAAGGCUGGAUUACUUCUUAGCUGAUGACAAGAUUUCUACCUUAUCCUUCAAUCAAUAUUCUCUACAACAUGCUUCAGCUUCCAUAUUUAUACAAAAUCUGGAAUCAGUUUCUUUUUCACAGUUUAAUUAAAUCUAGUCCAAUUUGUUUAGAUAUAUGGGUUAAAAACAUACACUCUUCAUUAGUCAGUAAAUGUGAAACUGAAAAACAAUCAUUGCCUUUGCAUGAUAAUGAAAACUUCCUGUAUAGAGUAGACAAUGAAGAUAAUCAACAACUGCAUAUACCAGUUAUGGUCAAGGAGGUUGUUAAUUUUUUGGCACCACAGAAUGGCCAGUGUAUUCUUGAUAUGACAUUUGGAGCUGGUGGCCAUACCAAGGCACUUAUGCAAAAAGCAACAGAUAUUAAAAUAUAUGCACUUGACAGAGAUCCCACAGCUUAUGAACUAGCUCGGCAACUUUCUGACUCUUUCCCGCAACAAAUCCAACCUCUUCUAGGACAGUUUAGUGAAUUAGAAACCUUGCUAACUUCUGUUGGAGUUCAGCCAGGGAGCCUAGAUGGUGUUCUUUUGGAUGCUGGUUGCUCCUCUAUGCAACUUGAUACUCCAGAAAGAGGUUUUUCCCUAAGAAAAGAUGGCCCCUUGGACAUGAGGAUGGAUGGUGGCAGGUAUCCUGACAUGCCCACUGCUGCUGAUGUUGUGAACGCUUUAGAUCAACAGGCACUUGCGUCCAUCCUGAGAAUGUAUGGGGAGGAGAAGCACGCCAAAAAAAUAGCUUUAGCAAUUGUUCAGGCACGCAGCGUCUAUCCCAUCACCCGAACUCAGCAGCUUGCCAGCAUUGUUGCAGGUGCUUUGCCUGAUGCGGCUUUGUAUGCUCGAAAAGACUUGCUUCAACGACCUACUCAUGUGGCUACCAAAACUUUUCAAGCCUUGCGUAUUUUUGUUAAUAAUGAAUUGCAUGAACUCUACGCGGGGUUGAAGACAGCUGACAAGUUUCUGAAACCUGGUGGACGGUUUGUUGCUCUUUCUUUCCAUUCCUUAGAGGAUCGCAUCAUCAAGCGGUUUCUUCUUGGAAUAGAUGUCACAGAAAAAUUCAACCUCAGUGUAAGACAGAAGAUCAAGCAAAUAGAAAAGAAUUUUUCAGAUCAAGAGGAGGAGGAGGAGGAGGAAUUUUCCAAUGGAAACUCAAAAUGGGAGGCUAUACAGAAAAAAGUACUUAUUCCCCAUGCUAAGGAUCUUCAAGAUAAUCCAAGAGCACGUUCAGCAAAGCUAAGAGGAGCUAUCAAGUUGUAAAUUAUUUUGUCUAUGUUUAUCCUUAUAGUUAUUCACCAUUAAAGAUGAGUAAGAGACAGAGAAGAUUAUAUUUCAAAAGUUAGUUAUCCAUCAUUGCUAUUUAGAGUACACUUUAUUUUCAGUCUAAUAGGAGUGCUGAAGAAGAGAACACCACUCUUUGAACGUAAAUAUUUUGGUUUGUUGUGGAAAGCAACCUUAAAAUGUGUAAAUUAAAGACAAAGAGUAAACCCUGUUUUCUCAGUUAUAUGUAACUAAUCUUGUUAAAGCAAUAUUCACAAAUACAUGAAAUAUAUGUGGAUCAUAAAAAUAUUAUUCAUUUUUUUCAUCUGCCAUUAAUGCAAAUGUAUACAUAGAACUAUGUGUUAAAUAAGAGUGGAAACAAGAGUAGAAACAGUCAUGAUUUUUAGUUAGUUUCUUUUUGGUUUGAAUAACAACCUUCUCGUUCAAGAAGAAGACUUAUAUCUCUUUAUUUUUUUUAAAAAAAUGUUGCAUGUAAAUGUUCUCUGAAGAAUUAGAAUUAGGAUACAAAGACAAGUUAUUGACUUCCAUAAACAUAUCUAUUGUGUUAUUGCUUUCUUGUGUUUCAAACCUUGUUUUUAAGUGUUGGUAGGCAGUGUGAAAAUACUCACACAUUUUUAUAAGAACUACAAUAUUUCAAAAAUGUAUAAAAUAGAACAAGAAGUAUAUUUAUCAGCCAGAUCUCUAAAAGGCAUCUUUGGGAAGCUCCUAUUUGGUUUUCUUGUAAUUUUGCAGAGGAGAGACAUUUUCAGAAGGGGUCAGAACCAGGUAGUAUCCCAUACACAUAUUUCAAUUUUGACCAAAACCAAUAAUUUCCACACAAUUUUGGGGAAAGAUAUGCCUUGAAAAAUAUAUUCUUUUGCUUUCAUUGGCUUUCCAUUGUAUUUCAGGAACAAUUGCAUGUGUAAUUAUGAUCGCUAAAAUCACAGAUGCCAUGUCAUCUCA
Messenger RNA from Sceloporus undulatus (fence lizard), 2651 nucleotides. It is a transcript of the gene METTL15, whose product is annotated as methyltransferase like 15. NCBI's taxonomy places the organism in Eukaryota, Metazoa, Chordata, Lepidosauria, Squamata, Phrynosomatidae. Gene Ontology annotation, biological process: rRNA base methylation. Gene Ontology annotation, molecular function: rRNA (cytosine-N4-)-methyltransferase activity. The transcript is spliced from 7 exons. The record is from RefSeq and is a predicted model, not a curated record. The coding region runs from base 426 to 1688 and encodes 420 amino acids.